Molecule: messenger RNA, 3094 nt
Organism: Pantherophis guttatus
Lineage: Eukaryota; Metazoa; Chordata; Lepidosauria; Squamata; Colubridae
Gene: CHMP4B
Product: charged multivesicular body protein 4B
Biological process (GO): late endosome to vacuole transport via multivesicular body sorting pathway; vesicle budding from membrane
Cellular component (GO): multivesicular body; cytoplasmic side of plasma membrane; ESCRT III complex
Source: RefSeq, a predicted model, not a curated record
GGGGUGGGGUGGGGGCGCUUGGGGCUGAUGCGCUGCCGAGGACUGGUGGCGUAAGAGAGGGGUCACUGUCGGGCCUUGGGCCUGUGCGGCCAACUAACCCGGUUGACGGUUUGGGGGGACCGCAGGGAUCCCCAUUCGCCGCCACGUCCACUUCUGCACCUCCUCAGAGCAACCAGCAUCAUCCUCGGGGGAGCCUCUUCCCUCCCGUCCCCUCUUUUCCUUACUUCCUCCGGGCUGGGGUUGUCGGUCGGUGCCUCUCCUCGCGCGAGGUCCAGCCAUGUCGGGGCUGCUGGGGAAGUUGUUCGGGAUCGGCCCGGGGGAGAAAGGCGGCGGGAAGGGCCCUUCUCCCCAAGAGGCCAUCCAGAGGCUUAAAGAGACCGAGGACAUGCUGAGUAAAAAACAGGAGUUCCUGGAAGAGAAGAUCGAACAGGAGCUGUUGGCGGCCCGCAAACACGGCACCAAGAAUAAGCGCGCUGCACUCCAAGCUCUCAAACGAAAGAAGAGAUACGAAAAGCAACUUGCUCAAAUAGAUGGCACACUUUCCACAAUUGAGUUCCAGAGGGAAGCCUUGGAAAAUGCUAACACCAACACUGAAGUGCUCAAGAAUAUGGGCUUUGCUGCAAAAGCAAUGAAAGCUGCUCAUGAUAACAUGGAUAUUGACAAAGUAGAUGAACUCAUGCAAGAUAUUGCAGAACAGCAAGAGUUAGCUGAUGAAAUUUCAACCGCUAUCUCCAAGCCUGUAGGAAUUGGUGAAGAAUUUGAUGACGAUGAGCUGAUGGCUGAAUUAGAAGAAUUAGAGCAGGAAGAAUUGGAUAAAAAUCUGUUGGAAAUCAGUGGUCCAGAGAAUGUUCCACUACCCAAUGUGCCCUCUAUAGCUUUACCUUCAAAGCCUGCUAAGAAAAAAGAAGAGGAAGAGGAUGAUGACAUGAAAGAGCUUGAAGCCUGGGCUGAAAACAUGUAACUGUACUAGCAAUGAGCUGGAUAAAUAAUUGGGACUGAUCACCUGUUGCUGAAGGUGCACAUAUACUUGGGAGACUUCAUUAAGCGCAAAGUCUUUUAUUUCUUUAAGCCCCAAACUAGGAAUUACAUUCUACAGAGCAUGGUUUGAACAAAGUUAGCAAAAGUUUCUAAGGAGGGCAUCUGUAUUAUAGAAUAUUGAAUUCCUUUAAAUAAUAAAUGUUAUUGGCCAAACACUCCAAUAUUCAGCUUCUGGACUUAGCUAAUGCCAUUGCUGGAUCCUCAUCUUUCAGAAUUCUGACUAUGUUGAGACUUGGGAUGUGAAAGUGAUAACUUAAGUUGGAUGAAAUUUUUAGAAGUCUCGUAAAGCAUUACAAAAUGAAAACUCAUAAGCCAUUAUUGGCUUACUGUGUUUAGAUGUACAAUUGCAUUAGGCUUUUAGUACUUUAAAGUAUGUAUUUAUAUUGGCAACAUUGAAAUGCCUCUCAUCAUGACACUGAACUUGGUCACUUUCCCCAUUUUAAUUGGUGAAGUGAGUUUGGAAUGGUAAAUUAUUUUGUUAUGGAAAUAAAUUAAAUUCACACUACUGUUCUAGCUGUACAUUUUUCUAUAUAGCACUUGGAUGUUUGCUAUUUGUGACAACCGAUAGCCCAUGCAGAAACAAACAUACAUUUAUUUUAAAUAUGAAUGCACUGUAUUAAACUGAUUUUCAUACUGUCUGAAUGAUGUGUUUAUUUGUGUAUAUAUUACAAAAACUUGGAAAACGUUGGAUUUUCUUCCGUUUUAUUUCUUAGUUUUUCCUUAUCAUUCUCAAAAUAUCUGCUUUUGAGAUAGAAAUAUCGUACAGCUAUUCCAAGUAUCUUCCCACAAGCUUUUCUUUUCUUCGUUUUUUUAUUUUUCAGAGAGAAUAAUCUAGAAACAAAUAUAUUUCAGAAUUAAGCAGUAUUGCUGGAAAAGUUUUGAAAUUCACCUAUUCUGGAUGGUUUACUGUGUCUGAUUAUCUACCUUUUGAACUUUUUUUCCAUGUGAGGUUUCAUAACAAGGUCUAAGAGAAACUUGGUGUCAGAUCAAAAAACAAUUCCUUCAUAAUAAUAUAAUGAAAAAUUAUUUUUCAGUUUGUAUAUGCAUAUAUUUUACAGUUAUGUCAUUUUUUUAUAUGAAACUCAGUGGAUGUUCACACACAUUUCAUAAAUGCAUUUAGUCUUUACCAAAGUGCUACCAAAUCCCAAAGCAUUACGCUUUAUCCUAAUGCUGGCAAAUCGUGCCAGUUUCUUUGUUCUCGAGUACACCAGAACCUUAAUUGGAAAAAUUUAGCAAGCUAUAAUUGAAGUGAUAAUAUUCUGAUAGGUAGAAAUAAAGGCAACGUUCCUUUGUUUUUAUUGGAAGCAGUAUACAGUUUUUAAAAACCCUAAAACAGAUAAUUUCAUUCUUGGUAUCGCUUAAGGAAGUAUCUGCAUACAAUCCAUCUCACAAUUGCAUUUGAGUAUGGUUCUCCAUAUUCAUCUCAAUGGUACUUGCAUUGCAUCGUGAAGGCAAAACAAGUUACUAUGAUACUCUUGGGUUUCAAAGUAACUGAAAUUUUGUAUAGUUGUCAUUAUGUAUAGAGUCAUAAUGGCCUUGAGGGUGGCUGUAAUACAGUGCCAAGUUACCCAUUCUCAACCACUGAUUCUUUGAUUCAUUUUCUCUAAUGCAGUUACCGUAAUUCACUUUGUCAUUUAAGAUUUAUCACCUUAUUGCCGACCCUGAAUGAACAGUCCUACAGAGCUUGUGUGAGAUCUUUUUAUGAACUCCAGAUCUAUAAGAAUUCUAAUUGAUAAAAUGGUUUAUAUGUCUGGCUUCUAUGGAAUAAAGCAGAGAAUGACAUACAGAUCUAGCUUUUACAACUCUUCCCACAACCAUGUUUUUUCCUUCUGAUAAAGAUUCAGCUGGAUUUUUUUUUUAAUUAGAAAAGUAAUUAGAAAAUUUACAAAAACUAAGAUUUAAACUAAUGUAAAGGCUGUGUCACAGGCUCAUUUUUGUUCGGUAAACGGGGUGGAUUGGAUUUUACUAACACAAGAUACUUUAUUGCUGAGCAGUUACAAAAGUACUGUAAGAUUUGGUUCUCAACGAAAAUAAAGCCUUUAUUAAGUCUAUCAUA